Messenger RNA from Melopsittacus undulatus (budgerigar), 2602 nucleotides. RefSeq names its product interleukin 23 receptor (gene IL23R). Gene Ontology annotation, molecular function: protein binding; cytokine receptor activity. NCBI's taxonomy places the organism in Eukaryota, Metazoa, Chordata, Aves, Psittaciformes, Psittaculidae. Gene Ontology annotation, cellular component: membrane. Bases 1 to 2433 code for a protein of 810 amino acids. The record is from RefSeq and is a predicted model, not a curated record. The transcript is spliced from 14 exons.
AUGGCGGGGUCCAGCAAGGCUUUGGCACUGCACAUCCUGCUCUGCUGCCUGUGUGCAGGGGUUGCCAACAUCAGGUGCUCGGGACACGUCUGGAUUGAGCCCGUGCCCGUGGUGCGGAUGGGCACCAACAUCUCCAUCAACUGCAUCUCCACCCUCGGCUGCCCCUGGGCCAAGUUCCGCAUCUUCUACAACUACAGCGACGCUGAGGGGAUCCUGGCCCCCCUCAACAGCAGCAGUGUCCAGCUCCGGCUGCGGGAGUUCCGGAUGCCCUCUGGGAGUGUGACCUGCUUCGCCCGCUGCCCCAACACCAACAUGUACCAGCUCGUGUGCGGCACCACCAUCCUGACCGGCUACCCUCCAGACCCCCCCAGCAACCUGACCUGUGCUGUCCACGAGCGCUCGGGACACCUGGCGUGCACAUGGGAUACAGGACAGACAACCCACCUGCCCACCCAGUACACCCUCCACCUGCGCAGAGUGGGAACAGCAGUGACAGAGGAUGCUAAGGAGGAGGAUGAUAAUGGUGAAGAGAAGGAGAAGGUCUUCCCUGCGGGCUCACUGGUACUACUGAGCACACUGAAUGGUGGGAACCACUACUCAGCAUGGGUGCAGGCCAGCAACGUGCUGGGUGCUGCCCGCUCAGCCCCACAGCACCUCAACCUGCAGGAGCUCGUGAUCCCCACUCUGCCCCUGCUCACCGGUGCAGAGACCACAGAGACCUCCCCUCCCAUCACCACCAUCCACUGGAAGAGGCAGACGCUGCUGGAGGACGUGCGCUGUGAGGAGCGGCACAAAGCCACGGGCAGUGCAGUGUGGCAUGUGGAGGUGUGGGACAGCACAGCCCAGCACGGGUCCCGCUCGCAGCACAGCCUGCACAGUGACACCCAGUACGUGUUCCAGGUCCGGUGCCGGCUCAGCGCUGCCAACAGCCCCUGGAGUGCCUGGAGCUCCCCCUUCCUCUACACCACCCCCGAGGCAGCCCCCACUGCAGCUCCCGAUGUCUGGCGGCGCCUGGGCCCGGCAUUCCCGAACGGCAGCCAGGAGGUGACGGUCUUGAUCAAGCCCCUGGCACCCCAGGAUGCCCGCGGGAGGAUCCUGGGCUACGCUGUGACCGCUGAGCUUCCAGUGGGAAUGAUGCUGCUCUGCAACACCUCCAGCACAGAGUGCAGUGUCCUGGUGCCCCCGGGAGCCAGCACCCUCCGUGUCACCGCUCACAACUCCAAGGGGGCUUCCAGCCCUGCCAACAUCACCCUCACCCAGGGCAGCAGCAGCUGGGAAGAGUUCCCAGCACCAGUGGCUGUGGAGGUCAAGACAGAGAACCAGAGCAAGGUCUCAGUGGCCUGGCAGCCCCCCAGCCACAGCAGGAGGUCCCCUCUGUGGUUCAUUGUGGAAUGGGUUUCCACCACCCCAUACAGCCCAAUGGAGCAGUACUUCUGGAAGAAAGUCCCGUACCAGGCAACACACACAGACAUCCAAGCAGAGGCAGGAGCAGGAGGUCACAUCAAUGUGUCAGUAUACGCAGUCUACCCCGAUGGAGCCAGCAAACCCAGCUCCAGCCAAGUCCCUCCAGAAGACCAGCUCCUGGAGAGCACCUACAGCAGCACCUACAGCGAGCUCUCCCAUGAUGAUGAUGUUGGACAUUUCCUGGGACUGGGCAUCAGUGUGGUCGUAUUAUCGGUUGUUUUUUUAAUUCUGAUGUUUAAAACAUCAGCCAGAAAAAGAAUUCAUGCCCUGGCUGUGUCAACCCUGCCAAAAUGGCUGUUUGAAGACAUCCCCCACAUGGAAAACAGCAACGUGGUAAAGCUGCUCCAGGCAGGCAGUGAUUUCCUGAGGAACAGCCUCCAUGAGCUGUUUGUGGACACCAGUGACCCCACAGUUACGGAAAUCGAGGAGGUCCCAGCACACGAGGAGUACAAGAACAUGAUCACUAGAAGGAAUCCCAGCAGAGAGAUCCCCAGGGAUGGGGAGCUCAAGGCGAGCACAGUGCCUGCUACCACCAUGCCCUUCGAGCACAUCAGUGACUACAAACCUCAGGUGUCCGAUGGGAACGCACUGGGAUAUGUAGCAGCCAAUAUCUAUCAAACACAGCCCCCAGCAUCCCUCCCCGAACCGGAGACAAACCUCUUCUUCACAGACUACACCAGCCCCUUUCCCCACAUGUGGGAUGGGGAGGGAGGGGGACACCAGGUCUGCCUGCUAGAGAAGAUCAACCUCGUCCUGAACAACAGCCAGAGCGGGCAAAGCCACAUGUUCAGCUCAACCCAGGUGGGAUGUGGUUCCCUCCUGGACAGCCAGUGGGGAUGCACUGCGGCCAGUGAGGUUCAAGAGCAAAUGCUGGUCCCCGAUGAGCUGCUCUCCUGCCUGCGAGCCAUGAAUGGGGAGUCAGUGGAUACAAAAACCUGCUUUCCACAGAACAUCGGAAGGUUAUUUUGAGAGGUGGUGCAGCUCCGUUUAACCCCCCCAAAGGAAUGACCAUGGCACAUGUCAGCCUCGGAGACUGCAAACAGCAGUCAUAGAAUGGCUUGCGUUAGACAGGAACUUAAAGCUGAUCCAGCUCCAACCCCUGCCACAGGCAGGGACCCCUUCCACUGGAGCAGCUUGC